AUGUCUCUGCAGUCCUUCCCCCGCUCCACCUGUGGCACCGGAGGGGGACACAUUCUACGUGAAGAAGAUUUCGGGUAUUGGGGCAACGCAGAUGGAACUGGAUGCGGUGAUGGGGAUCCACAAACACGAUUUGCUGAAACCUUAUUUGACCCGCGGCGCUCGGCAGAGAGCAGCGCCGCCUAUGUGCGGAGUGUGCAACAUGCUUCGCCCAACGCCGCGCCAGUUCUCUUGCAGAGUCGCCUGAACGAGUGGCAGCUGAGCGCCGUGAGGGGUGUGCUGCUCGCUGCGCAUCCUCCACUGGCCGCGGAGACGGACGCGGUUCGUGCGCCGAGCAUAGUGCUGAUUGAGGGGCCGCCUGGCACCGGCAAGACGCAGACCAUCGCCACCUCUAUCCUCAACAUACUGUACAGCAGCCUCCGUGAAAGAAAGGGUGUUGGAAGGGUGCUGGUGUGUGCUCCGUCCAACUGCGCCGUAGAUGAGGUACUGCUGCGCCUGCGUAAGCUUCUGGGCGACACCGACAGCAACGACCUGAAUGAGUUGUCGCGAGCGACGAUUCAAGGGUGGGAGCUGCUUCGCAUUGGUUUGAGGGAUAAAGUCGAUCGGGCAGUGUUACAACUCCGCCCAUGCGUCUUCCUCGAUGAUCGAGUGUGCGCAGAUAUGGAGAAAAGGGGAAUACCGCGAGAGGAGCAGUCACAGAACUGGGAGCUGCGUAAGGAAAUAGAAGGUGAACUGGUGGAGGAGGCCGCUGUCGUUUUCACGACGUUGGGCUCGCUGCACCGCGUAAAGAAGAUCAACCCGUGGGUCACCUUCGACGCCGUCAUUGUCGAUGAGGCCUCACAGUGCACGGAGCCGGCGGUGCUGCAGGCUCUGCAGGUCGCAGGUGAGCACAGCGCCGUUGUGUUGGUCGGCGACUCGAAGCAGCUGCAGCCCACCAUCCUCUCCAGGGACGCGAGUCGGUGCGGCCUGCGUCGCAGUCUGCUGGUGCGCAUGCUGGCCUGCGGGCACAAGUCCUUCCUGCUGCGCACGCAGUACCGCAUGCACCCCGACAUCUGCGCCUUCCCAAACGCGUACUUCUACGACUCGAAGCUGGAGACGCACAGCAGCGUACACCUGCGUGCUCGCGGCAGCGACAACGAGGGCACCGGCUUGCUGAGCGACGACGUGGCGUCUGCAGCGGCUACAGCGCACGAUCCGGCCAACUUGGCCAUCGCGCAGCGCCUCGGCCAGAGUCCGCGCUUCAUCGUGAGAGACAUUACACAGGGUAAGAUGCAGGUGGGUGGUGGUCGAUCCUUGUGUAACGUGAAAGAGGCGGUUGCCGUGGUCCAGUGCAUGCGACAGUUGCGCAUCUUUCUGCGGCUGACGGUGUGGGACAUGGCGCCGCAGCUCGGCAUCAUCACCUUCUACAAUGCACAGAAGGUCCUUAUACUUUCCUUGCUGACGCGUGAGGAGCGGCAGAGUGGGCUGCAGGUAUCCACGGUGGACAGCUUCCAGGGGAAGGAGAAGCGCAUCAUUCUGCUGAGCUGCGUGCGGACCGUGACGAACUCCGGCGCUGCUGCUGGAUUCCUCGCACACUGGAAUCGGCUGAACGUUGCGCUGACGCGCGCGCAGGACUUGUGCGUGUGCUUCUGUCAGUGCAGCUGGAUCAAGCGUUUGCGCAGCGGCACGGACACCGCAACCGUCGCUGGUGCGGCAUGUGAGACGUACACGCUGACCACAAUCGACAGCACGAAGGAAGAGGUGGUGCGACAGUUGGAUGCACAUGAUCUGGAUUCUGGAGCGCUGUUCUCGAUGCUCGCACACGCGGAGGAGCACGACGUUGUGCGAGUCCAUCCUAUGCAGUGGUCGCCAUGUCAUCUGCCUUAA
Leptomonas pyrrhocoris is the source of this 1863-nucleotide messenger RNA. RefSeq lists its product as hypothetical. NCBI's taxonomy places the organism in Eukaryota, Euglenozoa, Kinetoplastea, Trypanosomatida, Trypanosomatidae. The transcript has a single exon. The coding region runs from base 1 to 1863 and encodes 620 amino acids. Gene Ontology annotation, molecular function: helicase activity. The record is from RefSeq and is a predicted model, not a curated record.